Messenger RNA from Lolium rigidum, 1276 nucleotides. RefSeq lists its product as uncharacterized. Gene Ontology annotation, molecular function: DNA binding. Gene Ontology annotation, biological process: regulation of DNA-templated transcription. The record is from RefSeq and is a predicted model, not a curated record. The transcript has a single exon. NCBI's taxonomy places the organism in Eukaryota, Viridiplantae, Streptophyta, Magnoliopsida, Poales, Poaceae. The coding region runs from base 1 to 1188 and encodes 395 amino acids.
AUGUACUGGCCCGCCCUUAAACCCUCGCCGGCCAAGAACCCGUCGCCGCCGGCCAUGGCCUCCGCCCUCCCCGAUCCGGAGGAGAUCGACGACGGCUGGGUCGUGCUGCCCCCGGUCGCCGCCACCGCCACCGCGCCCAAAUCCAAAGGCAAGCCUCCCAGGCCACCACCGUCCAUCAGGUCUCCAUCGUCCGCACCAACAUCUGACGACGACGGAGCCUUCGACCCCACCCCCGACGACAUCGUCCGGCGGUACCUGCCCCUGCGCCGAUCGCUGCGCUGCGACGGCCUGCCCCGGCAGAUCCACGACGCCGACGUCUACGGCGCGCACCCGGGCUUCCUCGCCGCCGUGUACCCGGCGGCCAACGGCCGCCCCGAGUGGUUCUUCUUCGUGUGCCGGGCGCAGUGCCAGGGCGGCCGCCGCAGGGCCGGGCCCGGCGCGUACCGCCUCGGCAGCGAGGCCAGGCUGCUCGGCGGCACCGCCUACUGCCACGCCUUCCGCUACUACGAGGACGAGGCCGACGUCGGCUCCGCCUCGACCAAGGAGACCCAGUGGCGGAUGGACGAGUACGGCGACUGCCGCUCCUCCGCCAUAACCGCCGCCGCCGCCUUCGACAUGGUCAUCUGCAAGCUCUACCCGACGCGCGGCGGGACCAUCCAGCAGAGGCUCGGUGCCGGCAGCGCAAGUCUUCCUCCUGACGCGGACGCGAAUAAGCCGCAGCUGCUCGUCCGUCUCUACCUGGACGCCGUCAACCUGGGUGACCCGCGGCGGUGCCGGAUGUACGCAGUCUCCGACGUCUUCGCCGCGCACCCGGCGGUGCUCACGGCCACGUUCCCGGCGGCCAACGACCGGUGCGAGUGGUUCUUCGCCGUCCAGCAGCCCACGCGCGACGCCAACGAAGACGCGCGACCACGGAAGGCAGGGCCAGGGGCGUACGUGCCGAUGCGCGAGGGCCGCGCCGUGAACGGCAAGGGCGGGGACGUGGGCUACCGCCGCGUGUUCUUGUACAGGGAGGACGACGAGACGGCGAGGCGGGUGUCGCGGACGGAGUGGUGGAUGGAGGAGUACGGGUUCGGGCGGGACUUCCCGUCCGGCGAGCUGCCAGUGCUGGCCGAGCCGCGCGUGGGCGAAGAUGAAGAGCUGGUGGUGUACAAACUGUACAUAAAAAUGGUUGGUGACCAGCAGUAGUGUGCUUCCUUACUAACUGUUUCGCAGAAUCAAACAGAUUUGAUACUGCAUCUUUGCUUCUUAAAAUGUUUGGCUUCAUUUUGAAUGU